This is a messenger RNA of Fraxinus pennsylvanica, 1191 nucleotides long. Lineage: Eukaryota; Viridiplantae; Streptophyta; Magnoliopsida; Lamiales; Oleaceae. The record is from the annotation of a GenBank genome assembly.
AUGGAAUUGGAGGCCGUGGGGAAUCUGGGGAUGCACAUAAUACUCUCAAAAUUGGGCCCAUCUGAUGUUGCGUCUGUGAGCUGCGUCGGAAAGAUAUUUCACGUUUGGGCCUCCGACGACUCCCUUUGGGCCAAAUUCUGUUCCUUUGAUCUUGAGCUCUUUUCGCCGCUUGAUCCCCACGGGAACCCCGCCCCUUCUUUCAAGGCAGCUUAUCUAGCAUGGCGAGAAGCAUUUGCUAUGUAUCCAUGGUCACUGGUUAUACGAGCAAAACGAUGCUGGAGCAAACUCAAAAGCUGGUUAGCAGUGAACUUUCCAGAGGUUUUGCCUACUCUACGCGACGGUGCAUCCGAAGCUGAGAUCGAUGAGUUUGAGAAUUCUAUGAAAGUAAAAUUGCCUCUUCCUACAAGGCUUCUCUAUCGUUUUUGUGAUGGUCAAGAACUACCAAAUGAAGAGUUUAAUGGAAGCUUUCCUUCAACUUUGUUGGCUUCUGCCACCCACAGUGAAAAGAUUUUCCUCCUGAACUGUAGCACUGGUCAACUUUUUGUUGGUACGAGGAAUCUUGCCGAUGGAGAAAUGCUUCCUUGUGUGCCAGAUACAUUGAUAAGUUUGGUGCAUGAAUCAAAAGGUAGUGAACAACAGGAUGCCAUGCUAUUAUGGCUAGAAGAACAUGGUCGUCGCUUGCAUGAUGGCACUAUUAAGGUUCGCCAAGAAGGAAAGAUCAGAAGCAUCAAUCUGUUCCCGGAGCAUCCUCCCCUAUGUUCCUCAGCUAUUACAAAUGGCGUCAAGGUCCGUGCUUCAGCUGCAUUUGUACCUGAGUUCAGUAACCUUCAAGAUGAAUCAGAGAAGUUUUUGUUUGCUUAUUCGAUCCGCAUGUCUCUUUCCCCUAGUGGGUGUGUCAUCAAUGGAAUGAAAUUCAGUUCUUGCCAGUUGUAUUGGAGACACUGGACUAUAUGUGCUAAUGAUGCUGUUGUAUCAAUUGUCAAUGGAGAAGCUGUAAUCGGAAAGUUUCCACUACUACAUCCUGGUGAGGAUGAAUUUGUUUACGAGAGUUUCACACCUCAGCCAUGUUCUCAAGGAUCUAUUGAAGGAUCGUUUACUUUUGUCCCUGGAAGAUUGGCAGAUCCGAAAGGAGACCCGUUUGAGGUUGAAGUAGCACGGUUCCCUCUGCAGUUACCAGACUACAUUUUCUGA